AUGAAGAAGCGGUCUCCCGGUCCGGGUACGGAGGCCAAUACUACAGUGGUUGAGAAUAAUACUGCUUCAGUGGGCUCGGCUACCAUUUCCACUGUGACUCUCGUCGAAGGAGCUUGUUCCCAGAGGACAGACCGUUCUGAUAUAGACACCGAGAGAAUGACCUUACGGGAAUCCGGGACGGAAUUCUGGGUAACUCUGGCACACGAAGAUGUUGAAGCGCACACGGCCGAGACAUUCUCGACAAUCGAGCCGCUAGCCUAUAAACACACAGAAAGCCAGCAAAAUCAUCUCAGCUAUCUUCAGGAAAUUCAUAGUCCGCCAAUGACCUCGAUUAUUACAUGUGAAUUGGCCGAACACCACACUGGUUUCCCCAGCUUGGGCACAGAAGAAGUGCUAGAAGAUGGCCCUAAUUCACUGUGCUCUGCUUCAAAUAAAUACGAUUCUCAAUUUGACGAGGCUAGGUCAGACAUUCCCGAUGCCGACACCGAGGUCAUGACCUCGCCGGAAUUUUGGGCGAAUGUAGCACACGAGAACGCAGACUGCGCAGUCUCGACAAUUAGACCGCCAGCAUUUGAGAAUAGAAUGCUUAGAGUUAAUGCGACCACCGAAACGCAAGUUAUCACUUGA
Molecule: messenger RNA, 627 nt
Organism: Penicillium psychrosexuale
Lineage: Eukaryota; Fungi; Ascomycota; Eurotiomycetes; Eurotiales; Aspergillaceae
Exons: 1
Coding region: 1-627 (208 amino acids)
Source: RefSeq, a predicted model, not a curated record